GUGGCCCUAUUGUUAGUAAGGUCAAUCAAAAUACUUAGCUAUUGGGUGUAAUUAUGGAAUAUGCUAACCUGCACACAUCUAUGCUAUGCAAAGAAACAUAUCCUAAAGUCUUUAGAAAAAUAAUAGUUAUAUAUAUAUAGAUAUAGUAUAACCACUACUGAUGAUAAUGGCAGAAGAAGGGAGAUUAGGGGAAUUGGUACUAUUUAUACUAACUAAUGAGAAUGAAAAAAUUUUUGCCCCGUUACCCGCCAUUCGAAUUUUCAGUUAGGCCUUUUUGUCGCUUUCCUGCACACAGCCCAUCUCCAUCUAUACCCAUCUAAUUAAAUUUUGCAGACAUACUACCUUAAUUAUAUAAAACCAAUAACCACAACUUAAUUAUGUCUUCAACUCAUAAUGUAACUGAUUUAAUCGGUUGGUUGAAUGAUAAUGCAUAUUGGAGAGAAGAUCUUAUAGUUAAAGAAUCUAAAUAUGGUGGAUUAGGUGUAUUUAUGAUACCUAAUAAAUCUCAAGAUGAGAUAAAUGACGAUGAUGACGAUGAUGAUCCUUUACUUUUAAGAAUUCCCAAGACAAAUACCUUGUCACCAAAAAAUUCUACUAUAUAUAAUCUCCUUCUUGAUUAUGAACCUAUUCAAGAAAAUAUCGAUCUCACUUCUGGUAUGUUUGGAGUUAUUAUAUCUGUCAUAUAUGAAGUGGAUUUAGGUGACCAUUCACCAUGGUAUGAUUAUUUGAACUCUAUUGAUUUCGAUAAUGCCUCAUUACCAAUAUGUUUAUGGGAUGAUAAUGAAAAAUUGUACCUUAAGAAUACCGAACUUGACUUAAGAAAUUUAUUGAGUCCUAAUGAAUUAAUUGACUUUUUCAUCGAAUGUACUCGAUUUGCUAAAAGUGUUAAGUCAUUGAUUUCUAUACCGAAAGUAUUAAAUGUCGAUAUAAAUGAGAAAGAUCAUAUAUCAAUACUUUCGAGUCAUAAAACAGUCAUUCAUCAAUUUGGAAAGAUCGCCCAAUCUGUUAUAUCUCGUGCAUUCACAAUUGAUGAUUUUUAUGAUCAAGGAUUAGUGCCUGGAGCUGAUUUGUUCAAUCACAUAGAACCAACUUUGAUAAAUGGUAAAGUUAAGGGGAAUGAGCAUAUUCACUUCGUUUGUGAUGCAGAGGUAUGCAUUGAAUGUGGAGAGGUAGAGUGUGAUCAUAUGGAAGUAAUGGAGGAUGACUCUGGAGAUGAACACGAAGACGAAGAUGAAGACGAUGACAAUGAUGAAGAGAACCAGGAUGGUCAAGAGGACGACAACGACGACGAAGAAGGAGAAGAAGAACCAAUAACAGAAAUCACGAUGGAGUACAUUCAAAAAUUAGAACAAGAAGAAGAGGAGGAUUCAGAUGCCGAUACCAAUCAAGAUCCCGAGGAGAUAUCUACAUUUUCAGAAGAAGACCCAGAGAACGUGGAUGAUGAAGAUGAAGGAGUUGAACUCGAAGAUAUAGAUAUUAGCCCAGCGAAAGCGGUGCUUGCUGAAGAUUUAGCUGAUAGUUCUAAAUGCUGUGAUGUACUUUUAGUUGCACCAGCUAGCGAGAAGCACGAUAACGAAUUGUUCAAUUCCUAUGGUAAUGAUCUCUCCAAUUACCUUUUAUUACAAAGAUAUGGUUUUAUCACUGAUUCCAAUGUUAAUGAUGUCUGUUUGUUGGCCGUCCAAUUAUUUACCUACAUACUGGGUAUUAAAACAAAGUCAUCUAAGAAGAAUGUUGCGCAAUUAGAAGAGAAACUUUCAUGGUUAGACCAUAUAGGAUUACAUGUAUUGAAUCAUGUCAUUAGUGAUACACUUCAUAAUGAAGAAGAUGAGCAUGAACAUGAGCACGAUGGACAUGGUCACGAGCAUGAUGAUCAUGAAGAAGAAGAAGAAGCUUCAAUUCCUGAAUCAUGGUCUUUGGCAUGCGGUAUAAUGUUCAGCGGCAGUCCUACGCCGCAGACAUAUGCCAUAUUAAAAUUGGUUGACUUACCCUACCGCGACUUCAAGGAUAAAUUACUUGGCAUUAAGAAAGAGAACGUACUUAUUAAACGAGUUCGGGAGACUUUGUUAGAGUUACCGGAUUCAGAAAUUAAAGCCUAUAAUCAAACCAUAAGACAAUGGUGUGCAGUAAAGCUUAGUAAAUAUUCUUCUAUCCCUGAAAUGUCUGGACCACACCGCGACCUUAUUACUUCAUUAAUUAAGCAAGAAAAAGCGAUCUUAAGUAAGUUCAUAGAGAAGUCAUAAGUGGUAACUAUUAGCAUUAUGUAGCAUAUAUUAUUAGUCAUUAGCAUAGUCAUUAGCAUAGUCAUUAGCAUACAUUAGCAUUAGCUCAUUAGUCAUUAGUCAUAGUUCUGUCGCAAAUGCAUAUUUUUUUUGAGACACACCCAAAUUCGCAGAAUAAACUAGACACUGUAU
Messenger RNA from Scheffersomyces amazonensis, 2411 nucleotides. RefSeq names its product protein-lysine N-methyltransferase. The record is from RefSeq and is a predicted model, not a curated record. Bases 378 to 2240 code for a protein of 620 amino acids. Gene Ontology annotation, cellular component: nucleus. Gene Ontology annotation, molecular function: protein-lysine N-methyltransferase activity. Gene Ontology annotation, biological process: peptidyl-lysine monomethylation. Lineage: Eukaryota; Fungi; Ascomycota; Pichiomycetes; Serinales; Debaryomycetaceae. The transcript has a single exon.